UAAUAUUUUGAAUUUGGAAUCGUUUGUUUACGUCGUGAUAUGGAUAUUGUUGAAAAUUAUAUCUUUUCUAAAAAGAAAGUGUUAAUGGAUGAAUUAAGAGGCCCAACUAUUCAAAUAGUCCUCAACGUGAAAGAAGGACUUGGUUUUGGUUUUCUCAAGAGCCCGUUUGUAGUUAGUGGGUCUUUAAAUGGAUAUAUGUUAGAAACGGAUCCCGUAGUGCCAUCUCAUGCACCUGUAUUUGAUGCUGAACUCGUGUGGGAGGCAGAUAAAAGACGAUUUAGGAGUUUGAGAGUGCAAAAUGUACCAGUUAAAAUUGAGGUGUACAUGACUGGCACACAGGAACGGAAAGUGAAAGUUGGCUAUCUGUUGCUGAGUCUUCUUGGAGCACAGCCAUGCCCCUCCAAUAAGGUUGUUGACUUAAAACAUACAUGGCACAAAUUGCUUGGUGUGAAGUCGGAGGGGAAAUGCUGUCAUCCACAACUCCUGCUAAGCCUCUCUGUUGAAGACAGAAUCAGCACACACACUCCUAGGAAUGAGCUGCGCAUUUUCCACAGUAAUGAAAUCGCGUAUCCAUCAGCCAGGUCGAACAGAAGCGCAACAUCUGCUUCUCGAUCUGUGCUUCUAACAUUAAAUGAGUAUAUGAUUGAAAGCAAGAAGACAGUUUCGUCCGCGGACCUCCAACCCAAACUGCUCUGUGACGAGGGCCUUAUACAAAUCGGCAGUGGGGACCAUUUGUUCGUUCUGGGGCUGAUGAUAAGUGCUGUGGAUAAUUUAGACUUGUUGCUGCCAUCAGAAACUAAAAAUAAGGACAUAAGUAAUUGCUGUGUCACCUAUUCUGUGUUUACGCAUAAUAUCAAUACGGACAGAGUGAAUGCAGUAUCUUCGAGCAGUGGUAGCAUAGCGCAGUUCAAUCAGCGGACAUCGCUGCGGCUCAGAACAUGCCUAUCCAGUUUGAGUCGAUACUUCGCAGAAUGCCCACAUCUUGUCACUAGAGUGUGUGUGGGCGACACAGAUGUAGGAAUAUGCAGCUCGGACCUCCGUAAACUAGUGCCAACUGACGACAUACACCAGUUCGUCAACAACUUUUGCAAUGAGGAAAGUGCGCUCACGAUACAAGAGAGAUGCUUCAUACUACGUUGUGACGACACGCUCGUGAAGGAAGACGGGAGGAGGCCUUUCAUGGACGUGGAGUUGAGUUUGAAGUAUGUUGGUGUGAAGAGUAAUUUGCAGCCUUUUCAGAAGCCACCAAAACUCCUGUCAGCAAGAAGCGCGACUCAGCUCAAGAGUGGAAGGGAAAAGGGGGAGAUAGACAAGCAGGGGAUCUUGGACUUUAGGAGUGGAAGCUGUACUAACCUGGACCAGGAUGUGGGCGGCGUGGCCUAUACCAACAUGGCUCCUGGAAACACAGCUAGAUACAAAAACGCAUCAGGCGAUGUGGUCCUCCAAACGAAUGAAAUAACGGAACUUAUAAAGAAAAUGUGCGACUCCUUCGCUCAAAGCCAAGAGCGUUUACUGGCGACGCGACCAAAGACAACCAGUGACCAACAAGUGCAGUGCGAAACCACACAGGAAAAUGAAAACACGAAUCAUGUUGAAAGCGAGCUCACAAAAUUAGCAACAAGUAAAAGCGAUACGUGCAUCAAAAGUGCAGAGAGAGAUAAUUUAAGAUCAGCGCUCUCGCCUGAAGACAGGGACGCGUUACUGCAGAAGUAUGUCGACGAGUUGGAAGACUGGAAGGAGAGGCAACAGCAAUUAUUUAAACUGCAAUUAAAACGCAAAGAAGAUUACCACCUGGACCAGCUCGCUAAUGAAUGGAACAAGCGCAGAGCAGAGCUAGAGAGCAAACUGAGCAAAGGCAUCGAGCAAUGUCGGAACCUUGCUGCGGAUUUGAGUCGCGCGACCGAAGACUUUAGACUGAGGGGGUUCAGGAACACCGAAAGAGAAAGAAAGCUUCUAGAUGCCAAGAAAGCGCUAGAAGCGCAUUACACGGCUAAGUACCAGGAGUUAAGAGAAGCGUCGCAGAAGAUGGAGGCCGACAUGAACCAUCGUCUCACGCUGAAGGACAUGGCCCUUGAAGAGAUGCAGCACAAGAUUCACUUGCUGGAGAAACAAAACGCUGUACUCCAGAGUAAUCUCAAAAACUCAGAAAAGGAUGCAGAAAGCAAAUACUCUGGCUUAACGAAAGAUCAAACAGCUAGUCUAAUACAGGAAUUGCGUUGCCUGGAAGAGAAGCUGGACAGUGCAAUACAGUCGAAGUCAUUCUUCAAGGAGCAAUGGGGCCGCGCGGUGCGCGAGCUGCAUCUCACCAAGCUGGGCGCGCGCUCGCGCAUGCUCGCCGAGCUGCGCGAGCAGAGGCGACUCAUAGCCGACAACAAUUUGGAGCCCAUCGCUGACCUAGAAGAGAGUAUAGAUCGGACAAAAAUGGACAUAAACAAGCUGAAAGAUGAUUUUUACGUCGACAUCAUUACCAAAACUCCUCUCGAGUCUCAGUCGAUUAUAAGUAACGAUUUGAUGGACUUAUAUGAUGAAUUGAAGAUGCCAAAAAAUCCAACAAAUGAUAGGCUAACCGAGUUGAUAUCGCAGCGAGACCAGCUGAUACAGCAGGAGUCUCCGGACGAAGAUACGUUGAAACAACUCAACCACGACAUCCGGAGCAUGCUCAUACACUGCGGCAACUGAUGCAUUAUACUACUUACACAUUACUUCUACUACAAUACUACUACUGAUAAAAUCACAACAAAGGACUAGCGGGGUGAGUUGAUAUUGCAACAAGACUGCCGACGAGGAUAUGCUGAAACAACUCAACUAGGACAUCCGGCGGGAACUGAUCUACUUGUGAUACACUACACUACUGAUAUAAAACUACUACUAAUGAAACACUACUACUACUAAACUACUGCUGCUGAUAAAUUACAACAUACGAUAAGCAAACCGAGUUGAUAUCGCAGCGAGACUAGCUGAUACAGCAAGAGUCUUCGGACGAGGAUACUCUGAAAAAACUCAACCAUAAGAUCCUGAGCAUGCUCAUACACUGUGGCAACUGAUGGACUAUACUACUAUUGAUACCUAUAUUACUACUGAUAAAUCACAACAAAUGACUAACAGAGUGAGUUGAUAUUGCAAUGAGACUCUCCCAUUGAGGAUAUGCUGAAACAACUCAACCGCGAAAUUCGGAGCAUGAUAUUUCCAUAAGUAAAUUGCCAUAAUAUUAGUGUGUGU
This is a messenger RNA of Maniola jurtina (meadow brown), 3219 nucleotides long. RefSeq names its product centrosomal protein of 120 kDa-like. Gene Ontology annotation, biological process: centrosome cycle; interkinetic nuclear migration; positive regulation of centriole elongation. The record is from RefSeq and is a predicted model, not a curated record. The transcript has 20 exons. Bases 40 to 2679 code for a protein of 879 amino acids. Gene Ontology annotation, cellular component: centrosome; centriole. Lineage: Eukaryota; Metazoa; Arthropoda; Insecta; Lepidoptera; Nymphalidae.